Quercus lobata is the source of this 1276-nucleotide messenger RNA. RefSeq lists its product as uncharacterized. Gene Ontology annotation, molecular function: nucleotide binding. The transcript is spliced from 2 exons. The record is from RefSeq and is a predicted model, not a curated record. Lineage: Eukaryota; Viridiplantae; Streptophyta; Magnoliopsida; Fagales; Fagaceae. The coding region runs from base 12 to 1181 and encodes 389 amino acids.
UUCCUAUCCGCAUGAUAGAAAGGGAAAGUCUCUCCAGAACCAGAGAGCAAACCCCAUCAUCCAUAAUCCAAAGCAGAAUUUUCAGAACCUUCCAAAAAAAAAAAAUGGCUGAAAACCCAGUACGUUUUGGUAUCAUAGGAUGCGCGGAGAUAGCUAGGAAAGUGGCUAGAGCCAUGGAUUUAGCUCCCAAUUCAAUCCUCUACGCCAUAGCCAGCCGUUCGAUCGAAAAGGCUAAGAACUUUGCGGCCACAAAUGGUUUACCCGAGAACGUGAAAAUCUAUGGGAGCUAUGAUCAGGUACUCGACGAUCCAUGUGUGGAUGCAGUGUAUAUGCCACUACCCACUAGCCUUCACGUACACUGGGCAGUCUUGGCUGCCUGUAAAAAGAAGCAUUUGCUUUUGGAAAAACCGACGGCUCUUAAUGUGGCAGAGCUUGACCAGAUAUUGGAAGCAUGCGAAUCCAACGGUGUACAGUUCAUGGAUGGGAGCAUGUGGCUGCAUCAUCCUAGGACUGCCAAAAUGAAAGACUUGCUCUCUAAUUACUCUGGACAACUUAACUUCAUCCACAGCCAAUCAACUUCGUCAGCGACCCCAGAAUUUCUAGAGAGCAACAUAAGAGUGAAACCAGACUUGGACGCUCUUGGUGCGCUUGGAGACUCAGCCUGGUACUGCAUUGGAGCCAUCUUGUGGGCUAAGGACUACCAAUUGCCGACUACAGUAACUGCUCUGCCUGAUGUUACCAGGAACUUAGCUGGAGUCAUCUUGUCAUGCACGGCUUCUCUUCAUUGGGAUCAACCCGACACGACAGUUGCAACAAUUCAUUGCUCCUUCCUCUCCCACUCGUCCAUGGACUUGGCCAUUUGUGCUUCCAAAGGAUCCUUGCAUGUCAAGGACUUCAUAAUCCCAUAUCAAGAGCAUUCUGCUUCUUUUGACUUCACAUUGGACUCUAAGUUUCUCGAUCUCCAUAUUGGGUGGAGUGUGAAGCCUGAGGAAGUUUGCGUCACUUCUCAGCUUCCUCAAGAGGCUUUGAUGGUUCAAGAGCUAGCAAGACAAGUUGAGGGCAUUAGAAAAUCCCAGUUUCGCCCUGAUAGUAAAUGGCCUGGGAUUAGUAGAAAGACGCAGUUAGUGAUGGAUGCAGUGAAGAAAUCCAUUGAUCUUGGCUGCAAACCCAUUAAUUUGUAAAUUUUCUAGUGCUGAGUGAACAUUUUCUACCCAAUCAUGUAGCAGGCAUUAAGUAUGAGACCAUAUACUAUAUAAAGUCAAAGCUUAUAUAUAUA